Molecule: messenger RNA, 1134 nt
Organism: Lodderomyces margitis
Lineage: Eukaryota; Fungi; Ascomycota; Pichiomycetes; Serinales; Debaryomycetaceae
Exons: 1
Coding region: 1-1134 (377 amino acids)
Molecular function (GO): protein binding
Source: RefSeq, a predicted model, not a curated record
AUGCUAAAAUUUAUCCGACUAGCUAGCACUACAUCUUCCCAAACCAGACCCGAACUACUGUCAAUCCUACCAUCAAAACGGACAAUAAAUCGAAUACUCUUUGAUAAUGAUUCGCCCAUAACCUAUUCGAAAAUGAUGCCUGUCCUUACAAACAUCUACAACAAUUUACCGCAACCGUCGCAAAUUGAAAUCCCACCAUCGGUGAAAUCUCUGGACUUGAUGGUGUUUCGAAAACUUUUAACGAGCAUCCGAUCAGUGACACAGUCGGUAAACAAGCAUUUACUUGCUUUGGAAAAUGAAUUGGUCGAACAAGCAGCCGAAAGAGGCGACUUGGACGCGAUAACGAUGCUUGCUUAUGAAACAAUACGUGAAAACUUGCGUGGCGAAACCGUUGUUGUUGAUCGGGUGGCGGCAAAAGAGGAUUUAGCCCAUGCUAAUAAACUUAUAAAGCAAUUGACCGACUUGAAACACCCAUUAGUGUUUAAAAUGGCGGGCGAUUUGGCAUUUGAGAAAAAAGUAUAUGCAACUGCCGUUGAUUACUGGCAACAGUUUUUGGAGUUGGAGAAUGAUACUAUUGAAGCCGGCCAUGUUUACUAUAGUUUGGGGUAUUAUUACUUUUCGCAACCACCACCAAUACAAGACUUAAACAAAGCUCAGCAAUAUUUUCAAAAAUGUAUUCAAUUGACUGAUUUGGAUUUGCAUUCAACUAAAGCUCAUUACUAUUUGGGACAGUUGUACCUUGACAAAAACCCACAGGUUGCCAAAUAUUUCAUGGAGAUUAGCGCUCUGAAAUCAUUGUUGGAGAGCUUUGCCAGUUUAGGGUUUUUAGAAAUGAACAAGUUCAACAAUUACGGCAUUGCUAUUGAAUGGUUUAAGUUGGGAGUAGAGGCUAAUAAGGACUUGUUGUGUUUAAUUGGUCAAUUCGAUUGCUACAUCAAGAUGAAACAGUGGAGACUGGCUGAUAAAGUGUUGCAGAAUUUAAAAGAGUUGCGUAUAAAGAUUAACGAUGUCAAGAGGAGUAAGAAACUGGUGCCCGAUUCAAUGAAGGAGAGUUUUCACGUCAAUGACUCUUUACUAACAUCUUUUUUUCAAGGACGUAAAGAAGAGUUUGAAUUGCUACAACAACAUGUAUAA